CUCAGGUCCGCCCGAUGGGGGAGGUAUCAGCAGUUGCAGGAGAAUCACUGGUGAUUGCGUGCCCUGUGGCAGGAUACCCGAUUCAUACGAUCAAGUGGUUCAGAGGAGAUCGAGUGCUUCCCUUGAACAGAAGACAGUUAGUGUUCCCGAACGGUACUCUAAUAGUGGAUAAAGUUCAAGCAGGUGCGGAUGGGGACGGAGGGGCUUACCGUUGUACAGCAGCGGAUAAGCUUGGCCGAUCAGCCAGUGGCACCGUCCAUGUCAAAGUUAUGGUGCCUCCGGCAAUCACGCCUUUCUCCUUCGGGGAGCUCUCUCUGGGAGAGAGGGUUCGAGUCACUUGUAGCGUUAAGAGAGGAGACCCUCCAGUCACCAUAAACUGGUUCAAGGACUCCCAUCCCCUAGACUCGGAGAGCUUUCCUGACUCCGACCUUACAAUUAUCAGAGACCUGGAGGAUUUCUCCAGUGUACUCGCGAUACCACACGUUGACUCUAGACAUAGCGGCAACUACACGUGUAUGGCCAGCAACCCGGCGAAGCGAGCUCUGUAUACAGCCACACUUCUCGUGACCGGUAAACACCCAACAGCCUCCACUUGUCCAGCUUGUACAGCCCAGCUUAGCUUAUUGCACUUUCCAUCAGUCACCAAUAGAUAUAUAAAGCAAACUUAUAUAAAUCUUGUAACUUAUUAAUUACGGUCUAAUUUAUAUCAGAACUUAACUACAAAUAAAUGGAUACUAAGUAUACUUUACUUUUGCUGUGAGUAAUAAUU
Molecule: messenger RNA, 769 nt
Organism: Homalodisca vitripennis (glassy-winged sharpshooter)
Lineage: Eukaryota; Metazoa; Arthropoda; Insecta; Hemiptera; Cicadellidae
Product: Down syndrome cell adhesion molecule-like protein Dscam2
Exons: 3
Coding region: 15-689 (224 amino acids)
Biological process (GO): axon guidance; dendrite self-avoidance; homophilic cell-cell adhesion
Cellular component (GO): axon; plasma membrane
Molecular function (GO): cell-cell adhesion mediator activity
Source: RefSeq, a predicted model, not a curated record